AAACGAUUUACAGCAACCUACAGCAAAUUAAGUAAAGAUAUUUCAUUGGCCGAAGGGUUUAAGCGUGUGAGUGUGUGUUGUGGAAAAUAAAAAAUGAUUUACGUGUCUCUUUCCAUUUACUUUCACAUAAAAAACAGGCGGUUUUAAAAUGCAAGAGCUAACCUACAUUAGAGCUAAAAGAGAAAAGACAAUCUUGUUUUUAUGCAUUGACCUGAAGGACACAGUUGAUCAAUUAAAAACUAAAUUAUGCCAAGCACUCGACAAUAAGAAGUCUAGCGACGAUAUUAGAAUAUUAGUUGACGGCAAAAGAGAAGGAGAAUAUAAAGUCUUAGAAGAUGUGAAGUUCUUAGAUAAUAGCGAUAUUGUUUACUUUGUCUAUCUUCAAGGAAAUGGUCAGUGGGAACCUAUAAAUGUGAUUGAACCAGAGCCUGCAGAUGAAGAUGAAAUAGAAGAGGAAGAGCCACAAGUGAUCAAAAAAGAGAAGGGAAAAGGCAGAGCUUGAAUUAUUGAUUGUCACAAAAUAAAAAUAAAAGAAUAGGCACUAAAAAAAAAAC
This is a messenger RNA of Mucor mucedo, 554 nucleotides long. RefSeq lists its product as uncharacterized. NCBI's taxonomy places the organism in Eukaryota, Fungi, Mucoromycota, Mucoromycetes, Mucorales, Mucoraceae. The record is from RefSeq and is a predicted model, not a curated record. The transcript is spliced from 3 exons. The coding region runs from base 149 to 502 and encodes 117 amino acids.